GCGCCGGUGUCCGUGCCCGUGCUCGUGCCGCCGAGGGCGCCCGCGCCGAGGCUCCGGCCUGGACGGACGGACGGACGAGGGACGGUGCAUUGACUCCGAGUUGGAAAGAAUCGUGUCCAAGAUGAGCCAUCCAGGCGGUUAAAGGGGUUCCUCCUCCCCGAGUCCUUCUUCUGGUUACUUGGUGGCUUUGGUUCCCGACGUUCGAAUCUGGCUCCAUCUGCUCCCUGCAUCCGGAAUGUUCCUGACACUCUCCAGAAAAAACAUGUCUCAGAAGCUGAGUUUGUUGUUGCUGGUGUUUGGCUUCAUCUGGGGUCUGAUGUUGCUUCACUACACGUUCCAGCAUCCGAGACACGCCAGCAGUGUGGAGCUGCGGGAGCAGAUCCUGGACUUAAGCAAAAGAUACGUGAAAGCUCUGGCCGAGGAGAAUAAGAGCCUCGUGAGCGGCGAGAACGGGGCAUCUCUGGCGGGAUAUGCUGAUUUGAAAAGAACUAUUGCCGUCCUCUUGGAUGACAUUUUACAGCGCUUGGUGAAACUGGAGAACAGAGUGGACUACAUCGGGGUCAGUGAUGUGGCCGCCAACAUCACCAAUGGCACCAGCGGGAACCUCCUGCCCGGGACUCCCAGUAAGAGGAUCAACGCGUCGGGCCACAUCAGAUAGCGGCCUGAGAGUCCCUCGGCCACGACGCGAGCCACGGCUCGUGGCUCGUCUCCCCUCCCAGGAAUGCCGUGGAAUCUCUCCGGCUCGGGCAGGAGCCGUCGCUGGCUCCGUGCAGGUGGUCUACAUGAUGUUUUCCAAGGAGUGUGUGGGAUCCAGGGAACCUUCAUUUCUGUAUAUAAUUGAAAAAGAUGGUCCAUGUGUUACUUUCAGGCAGGUUUCUGCCUUUGCUGGUCUUUAUCGCGGCCCCAGCGCUGAUGUAAUAAGCAGGUGGCUGGUGUACAAGGCUUUUGUGUUUGGGGCGAAGCUCAAACCAUUCAAAAGAUGUAGGAGCUCAUUUCUAUAUUUAUUUAAGUAGAAAUAUAUGUCUUUUGGACAAGUGGAAAAUAUUGUAGUUGAACCGUUUUUUCAUCUUUUCAACAGACAUAACUCAUAAAUGUUAAACUAAUGCUGUUGGGAAAUGUGUGUAUUUACAGUAUUAUAUUUUGUUACCUAGUUGUUGAUAGAGAAUAGGAUAUGAUGUUGAGAAUGUUUGAAAAUCACGACCCAAAGAAUGUCUUUAUUUGCACUAUUUGCCAGAAUAUCUAAAGAGAGAUUGCUGUAUAUCUAAACAUUUUGUUCGCAAAAGCAUAACUUGAAGAUAGUGAAGCAACUACUGUCCAGAACUUAUGUGUUCCAGAUAUUGGAACAAUUAAAUUGUCAACAGCUAAGUGAACAUAA
Vombatus ursinus (common wombat) is the source of this 1375-nucleotide messenger RNA. It is a transcript of the gene CCDC126, whose product is annotated as coiled-coil domain containing 126. Lineage: Eukaryota; Metazoa; Chordata; Mammalia; Diprotodontia; Vombatidae. The transcript has 3 exons. The record is from RefSeq and is a predicted model, not a curated record. Bases 236 to 658 code for a protein of 140 amino acids.